Capsella rubella is the source of this 3043-nucleotide messenger RNA. Its product is annotated as ABC transporter A family member 9. The record is from RefSeq and is a predicted model, not a curated record. NCBI's taxonomy places the organism in Eukaryota, Viridiplantae, Streptophyta, Magnoliopsida, Brassicales, Brassicaceae. Bases 29 to 2887 code for a protein of 952 amino acids. Gene Ontology annotation, biological process: transmembrane transport; lipid transport. The transcript is spliced from 16 exons. Gene Ontology annotation, cellular component: membrane; intracellular membrane-bounded organelle. Gene Ontology annotation, molecular function: ATP hydrolysis activity; ATP binding; ABC-type transporter activity.
CCUCUGAUCUUCUUCUUCCUCUGAUUGAAUGACUCUGCGAGAAGGCUUGCCGCUUUUCCAUCAGCAACUCACAGCGUUGUUGAAGAAGAAUCUACUGCUUUCAUGGAGAAACAAGAGAGCUACGUUUCUUCACCUCUUCUCUUCCUUCUUCUUCAUCCUUCUCAUCUUCAGUAUCCAGGAAUCUACAAAGGCGAGCGAGUUAGCCUCGACUGCGCACAGAAACGUCACAGAUCCUAAGGCGUUGGUCUCUCUUCCGAUACCGCCAUGUGAGGAUAAGUUUUACGCGAGACUCCCAUGCCUUGACUUCGUGUGGAGUGGGAACCAGAGCCGUCGUGUGGCUGACAUUGUCUCUGCUAUUAUGGCUAAUAAUCCGGGACGACCAAUCCCCACCAAUAAGGUUCAGUCAUUUGAGAAGCCUGAGGAGGUAGAUGCAUGGUUUAUGUCACAUCCCUUGCAAGUACCAGGAGCUUUGCAUUUCGUGGAAAAGAAUGCUACGGUUAUUAGCUAUGGAAUCCAAACAAAUUCUACUUUGGAGAAAAAACGUGGUCGGAGUGAGGAUCCUACGUUUAAAUUCCUUGUUCCUCUACAAAUCGCUGCAGAGCGUGAAAUCGCAAGGUCUUUAAUUGGAGAUCCAAAGUUUAGUUGGGGUUUUGGAUUUAAGGAAUUUGCGCGUCCAGCUAUUGGUGGUGGAGUAGACUUCUCCGCAUUUUAUCUUAUGGGACCUGUCUUCUUUCUUGCUUUCUCCAUGUUUGGUUUUGUUCUUCAACUCGGUUCCCUUGUUACCGAGAAAGAGCUAAAACUUCGUGAGGCAAUGGCAACGAUGGGUGUUUAUGAUUCUGCAUAUUGGUUGUCAUGGCUCUUGUGGGACGGAAUCCUUACCUUUGUCUCCUCACUCUUCUUGGUCCUCUUCGGAAUGAUGUUCCAGUUUGAUUUUUUCUUGAAGAACAGUUUUGCUGUUGUCUUCCUGCUCUUCUUGCUUUUCCAGUUCAAUAUGAUUGGCCUAGCGUUCGUGCUCUCAUCUUUCAUUAGCAAAUCAUCUUCGGCAACAACUGUUGGUUUCCUUGUCUUCCUUGUUGGUUUUAUAACACAGAUUGUAACAGAGGCUGGAUUCCCUUAUUCACACUCACAGUCGAUUGCUCGCCGUGUGAUUUGGUCAUUCUUUCCACCGAAUACCUUUUCUGCAGGUCUGCAGAGACUUAUUCAGGCAACAUCAUCUCCUGGAGAUUCGGGAAUAAGUUGGAGUGGAAGAGCAAUAUGUACAAAAGAUGAUGAUUGCAUUAUGACAAUUAAUAAAAUCUACAUAUGGCUUACGGGGACAUUCUUUUUCUGGUUUGUAUUGGCUCUCUACCUUGACAAUAUUAUUCCCAAUGCAUCCGGCGUGAGGAAAUCGAUCUUCUACUUUCUAAAACCUAGUUACUGGACUGGAAAAGAAGGCAACAAAGUGGAAGAAGGGAGUGUUUGUAGCUGUAUUGGCUCAGUUCCAUAUGCAGAGCAUAUUACCCCAGAGGACGAAGAUGUGCUUGAAGAGGAGACUAUAGUUAAACAACAAGCAAUUGAUGGAAUAGUUGAUCCUAACAUUGCAGUUCAGAUUCAUGGUCUUGCAAAGACAUAUCCUGGAACAACCAAGCUUGGAUGCUGCAAAUGCAAAAGAACUGCACCCUUUCAUGCUGUAAAGGGUUUGUGGAUGAAUAUUGCCAAAGACCAGUUGUUCUGUCUUCUCGGACCCAAUGGCGCAGGGAAAACAACUACUAUAAGCUGUCUGACUGGCAUAAAUCCAGUUACUGGUGGUGAUGCAAUAAUUUAUGGAAAUUCCAUAAGAAGCUCUGUUGGUAUGUCUAACAUUCGUAAAAUGAUAGGAGUUUGUCCUCAGUUUGAUAUUCUUUGGGAUGCAUUAUCUAGUGAAGAGCACCUCCACCUCUUUGCUAGCAUCAAAGGGUUACAACCAGCAUCGAUCAAAUCGAUUGCAGAGAAGUUACUGGCAGAUGUAAGGCUAACAGGAGCGGCCAAAAUUAGAGCAGGAAGUUACAGUGGUGGAAUGAAACGUCGACUCAGCUUUGCAAUAGCACUCAUUGGUGAUCCCAAGCUGGUGUUUCUAGAUGAACCGACUACUGGUAUGGACCCUAUCACAAGGAGACAUGUGUGGGACAUUAUACAAGAAUCAAAGAAAGGUCGUGCCAUUAUACUAACGACGCAUUCUAUGGAGGAAGCUGAUAUAUUAGGUGACCGAAUCGGGAUCAUGGCUAAAGGCAGGCUCCGCUGCAUGGGAACCUCAAUCAGGUUAAAAUCUCGAUUUGGCACGGGUUUUGUUACUACCGUUAGCUUCCCCGAAAACAAAAAUGAAGGCGCUGGAACUUCAUCCGAGCUAUUGAAAAGAUUCUUCAAGGAGCAUCUGAAAGUUGAGGCGACAGAAGAAAACAAAGCUUUCAUGACCUUUGUUAUCCCCCAUGACAAAGAAAAACUUUUGGCGGGGUUUUUUGCGGAGCUACAAGAUAGAGAAUCUGAAUUUGGUAUCUCAGACAUUCAACUCGGUCUUGCCACCCUUGAAGAAGUGUUUCUGAACAUCGCUAGACGGGCUGAACUAGAAAGUGCAACAGUUGAAGGAACCAUGGUCACUCUCGAGUUAGAAUCAGGCAUCUCAGUCGAGAUACCUGUGGGAGCAAGAUUUGUAGGUAUCCCUGGAACAGAAAACGCAGAAAAUCCUCGAGGAAUAAUGGUAGAAGUGUAUUGGCAACAAGACGGGUCAGGAUCGAUGUGCAUCUCUGGAUACUCGCAGGAGAUGCGGAUCCCAGAGAAUGUCCCAGUGUUAUAUGAACCAUUAUCACAAGUAUUAGGACAUGGGCAGCGACGAGUUCGGGGUAUUGUGAUUGAUUAUGAUUCUAUCAAUUAAUAUUUCCUUCUUAAUUAAUAGGGCAUGCUGUUUGGGAUCUACAAUAUAUGGUCGGUCUAUUUUGUUUACGUACGACGGAGUUUAUAAACAGUCUGUCAGGAAAAAAAAACAACAACCAAGUGACUCUAUAAAAGUUUCUUAUCAUGAAACUUUCAC